This is a messenger RNA of Neocloeon triangulifer, 1218 nucleotides long. RefSeq lists its product as uncharacterized. The coding region runs from base 109 to 1014 and encodes 301 amino acids. The record is from RefSeq and is a predicted model, not a curated record. Gene Ontology annotation, molecular function: metal ion binding. NCBI's taxonomy places the organism in Eukaryota, Metazoa, Arthropoda, Insecta, Ephemeroptera, Baetidae. The transcript has 5 exons.
AUGGUAGUUAACUUCACGACACGAUAGUAGUCAAAGUCAACAAUAGAAAUGUCGUCAUCGUGCCUGCGACAUAACUACUUUUGAAAUUUGUAAAAAUCGCUCCGUAAAAUGACUUCCAUUGAGCAACAACGACUUCUGAACGAAUUAGAAUAUUACAAAAAUCUGGUCGCAAAUCACAAAAUCGAAUCAGGCCACAAGGUCGCACCUUCUGGAUUGAAAAAAGCGCCAAAGGGCCCUUCUCGGAGCUGGCGCAACCCUGCCCUGCUUGUGCCUCCGCAGGCCGCGCCUUCCAAGAUUCUGGUGAACCCAAACUUCCGAGGAAACAAGAUCUUGGUCAAUCCAAACUUCGAGCCUCCGCCACCCCCAACGAAAAUCCUCGUCAAUCCAGCGUUCCAGCAGCCCAAGGCUAUCCACGUGAACCCAAAGGUUCUUAAUAGCAAUAAGAGUCCCAGGGUGCUUUUUAAAAGCAAAAACAAGUUGAUCCUGAAGAAGCAGCCUGCAGCGACGACGUCGGGGUCCACGACAAAACCGAAGAGUUCACCUAUAAUUUUCAAAAGCAAAACCAAAUGGGUCAGAAGGUCAACAACCAAGAGUAAUAAGCUGGCUAGUCCAAGUGACAAAAGAAAAACAGCAAUUAAAGUUCUCAGCGGAGAGAGAUUUGUGAGCAACGGAGGCACAAGACUGACCAGACUGCAAUCCAUUAUUAGACAAGCCAAGCAGAGGAGUCUAACAGUUUUGUCCAGUAAAAGACGCUCGUCUUUACAAGUGUGUACGGUUUUUCGAAAAUUGGGUCGAUGCCCAAAAGGAGACGCUUGUGAACGCGCCCAUUUGCCUCAGACCACUCUUUUCAAACGUCAAAACAAAGCCUGUGAUCAGCAGAUCUUAAAAAAUGACAAGCAGGAGAAGAAAAAAGACCCGAGAUAUUACCAGAGUGAUCAGCAGGAGGUGAGCAAGGCUGUGCGGCCGGUGAGGACCAAGACUGUAGGUGAGCUGCCAGCUUUUAUUCCUUUGUGAUUCUCUUUUUCAUUUGAGCAAAUCCUAUUUUAUCCCAAUUUUAUAUUUAUUUAUAUCAUUUCCCCGCAUCACAUUUUAAGUACAUUGAAUUUAGGAGUAAAAGAGAAGACGCCGUGGAUUUUAAUAAAGUCCACCAGAUUUGACAAAUAAUGGAAAAGAUUUUUCAAUAAAAAAAAAAACACCAGAAAAAACGUUGGAAUUUGC